UCUUACUGUGAACGAGAAGGAGUUUGGAGCCAGCAACCGAAAAAAACAAAGUGAGCAUUGACGCUGUAAGGGAAAAGACAAGCACAGAGUUUAUGCUUCAGACAUAAAACUUCUCUUUUUAAUUGGAAUACAGUACAAUUCUACAGGUUUUAAUUUAGUUGGUUUGUCAGGAGUGCUGAGAGGAGUCAGACCAGAGAGGAGUUACUUGUUGUGAAUUAAUCAGGUGUGUCUAAAGUCUGAGAAUUGUUCUAAGUUGACAUCAUUUACACCUCAACAAAGAAGAAGGCAAACAAGAAAAGGGGGACACACAAGGCAUUUUAUGUUGCAAGACUGCAGCAUUCUUCGUACAAACCUUAACAUUCCUUUAUGAUGGCAGACUGUGUGAUAGAAGACUCAGAUUACUACCCAGGAAAGGAUGACUUGGACUGGGGAUAUGAAGAGGGUGUGGAGUGGGGGUUGUUGUUUCCUGAGGCCAACGGUGAGAACCAGUCACCUAUAAACCUCAACUCUAGGGAAGCAUGCUAUGACCCCAGGUUGCUGGAGGUGGGCCUCACACCAAACUAUGUGGUGUGCCGAGACUGUGAGGUUAUCAAUGAUGGACAUACUGUGAGGAUAAUGCUGAAAUCCAAAUCAGUGGUGACCGGGGGGCCCCUUCCAAGUGACCAUGAAUAUGAGCUACAUGAGGUGCGCUUUCAUUGGGGCAAAGAGAAUCAACGUGGUUCAGAGCACACUGUCAACUUCAAGGCCUUUCCUAUGGAGCUGCAUCUUAUCCACUGGAAUUCAACACUCUUCAACAGUGUAGAAGAGGCUCUUGGGAAGAAAAAUGGUGUUCUCAUUAUUGCUCUUUUUGUGCAGAUAGGGAAAGAACAUCUUGGACUGAAAGCCAUUACUGAGGUCCUUCAAGAUCUACAGUAUAAGGGGAAGACGAAGAUAAUACCAUGUUUUAAUCCAAACACAUUGCUCCCAGAUCCCCUGUUAAGAGAUUACUGGGUAUAUGAGGGAUCCUUGACAACACCUCCUUGCAGUGAGAAUGUCACCUGGAUCCUAUAUCGCUACCCACUCACAAUCUCCCAGAUUCAGAUAGAAGAAUUCCGAAGACUUAGGUCUCAUGUCAAAGGAGCAGAGUUACCAGAGGGGAAUGAUGGGAUGUUGGGAGACAACUUUAGGCCCACUCAACCCCUCAGUGACAGGAUAGUGCGGGCUGCUUUCCAGUAGAACUUCUGUCUUUGGGUUCCAAAGUGGCAUUCACUUGUGGCAAGUACAGUUUGUUUUAAAAUUACUGUCAGAUCUGUUC
Molecule: messenger RNA, 1294 nt
Organism: Alosa alosa (allis shad)
Lineage: Eukaryota; Metazoa; Chordata; Actinopteri; Clupeiformes; Clupeidae
Gene: ca8
Product: carbonic anhydrase VIII
Exons: 8
Coding region: 367-1215 (282 amino acids)
Molecular function (GO): carbonate dehydratase activity; zinc ion binding
Source: RefSeq, a predicted model, not a curated record